UCCUUAAAUAACAACACAUAAAGUGCGUGUUUUAAAUUUACUAAUGAUAAGAGUACAGUAGCGCAUUUACCUUAUCAAUCGAUAACAAUUUGCUUCCCACAUUUCUCCUUUUUCUUUGUAGUACCUAGUUGUACACGUUAGUACAGUGCAGAACUUUCAAAAGUGAAAUUGAGUAUAACAUUUCUCUAAAUGGCACACCACUAUUCAGAAGCUUGGCUGCGUUGUUAGUGACUAAACUAAUCCAAAACAUAAGCGUUGGAGUAUUGUUGGGGGUUGAAUGCCAAUUGAGUAUUCAUGAAGUGUGUGUAGGGUACGAAACACCACGACAGUCAGCCAACGUAUAUCAUAUGGAUAAAGUGCUGUAACGGCAGGAGCAGCUAAAAAAUGACGUUAAAAAUCAACAUUGAACUGCCCGUCUUUCUUUUAUUUUUUUCGUUAAAUUUCUCCGAUUUGAUUACAAAAAAUUUCGUUAUAUACAGUACCUGCUACAUUACUUUGAAGUACAAUCAGUCAGACUGUGCCCUUUUGGGCAUAAAUUACACCGACAAUGCAACUGCACUUUUGGAGCAAAAAGUGCAGCCACACGCAGCUGUUAUUUUCACAUGUUUCGGUAUUAUCCAGGUGUUCUUCGCGCCUAUUAUGUGUUUCCUUCUUGGACCAUGGAGUGAUAAAUAUGGACGUAAACCAGUUUUGAUCGCAACCCUUGGAGGUUUGAUGAUCUCAUCUGUACUUAGAACAGUGAUCACCGCAAUUCCAAACAUCUCACCAUGGUAUCUUCUCAUAGGUCUACUACCCUCCUGCAUAGUAGGCGGGCUGCCUGCAGCUAUUACUGUCGUUUUAUGCUACAUAGUUGAUGUCACCGACGAACAGGAGAGGGUGGUUAAAAUGUACAUCUUCGAAGGAUUAAUAGCGAUAGGUACUAUUAUCGGAAGUUUGACGUGCUCGGAAGCCCUAAUUACCUUAAGUUACGCCGGAGUUUUUGGAAUUUCCACUCUUUGCGUGGUCGUUGCCUUACUUUACGUUAUUCUGUUCGUUCCCGAAUCGGUGCAACACGUCCAUACGGAAGGCAAACUAAGAAGUUUAUUCUGCCUAACAACUUUCACCUCAACGGUCAAGACGAUCAUCAAAAGACGGGAAAAUUAUUCACGAGGAAUACUGAUAGGAAUACUUGCGAUAAUGACAUUUUCGAUAUUCAUACUACUUGGGGAAGGGGAGAUUUUGUUUUUAUAUUUGCGGGAAAUUUUUGGUUGGAACAUGCAAUUAUACACUUUUUACAAUAGCAUUGUUGGAGUCGUACAAAUUUUUGGCGGUAUACUAUCCGUUUGCUUAUUUCGAAAGGUCAUGCGGCUUAAGGAAACCACAGUGAUUGGCGUCAGUUUCGUAUUUUGCAUGAUGGCAACUUUGAUGCUAGCCUUGGCGCGCGAAGACUGGCAGAUCUACGUGGGUGGUACUUUAAAGUUUAUGGGUGUAGCAAUUAGUCCGAUGGCGCGCAGUCUUCUUUCCAAAGUAGUGCCGAGUGAAGAAACCGGAAAAGUUUUUUCUAUGCUAACCGCUUUAGAAACAGUAGGGGCUCUAUUAGGAAAUACAAUUUACACGGCUAUUUACAAAGCGACUCUAGACCUAUUUCCUUCCGCAUUUUUCUUUGUUAGUAUUGGAGUUGACGUAAUCAUUUUGGUGAUAUUAAGUGUGAUAAUUGUUUUGCGACGAUAUGACAGCCAAGCCACCUAUGCUCCUAUUGCUAAGGAGUAGACUGUUUAACUAUAUGUGCAGAAUGUUGUGGCACAGAUCUAAUACUUAACAACGCAAAAUAUUUCUAACGUCGGUUUGUGUGUUGAUAGGGUAUAUUUAACAGUGAACACCAAGCCGCAAGCGCUGAUGGCUAGAUGGAAAUCCACAACGGCACUAAAGAAUUUACUUACAGUGGCCGAUUUGCAGUGUGAUAACUGUGUAAUUUGGUAUUGGCUACCAUACUUACGUAAAAUUAUUAUUAAUUUAUCGACCGUUAUUGUUAAGAAGGAAUACAUUUUUAUACCUAUGAUACCUACUAA
Photinus pyralis (common eastern firefly) is the source of this 2048-nucleotide messenger RNA. RefSeq names its product proton-coupled folate transporter-like. Gene Ontology annotation, cellular component: membrane. Gene Ontology annotation, biological process: transmembrane transport. Lineage: Eukaryota; Metazoa; Arthropoda; Insecta; Coleoptera; Lampyridae. The record is from RefSeq and is a predicted model, not a curated record. The transcript is spliced from 7 exons. Gene Ontology annotation, molecular function: transmembrane transporter activity. Bases 385 to 1749 code for a protein of 454 amino acids.